GUAGAGUACAUCGUGUGCAUUUUCAAUAACGCUCUCGCUAAUUAUAAUCAUACCGGCCCAACAAGUACCAACUCAAAUUGUGUUUUUUUAGAGCGUGUUUUUUUUUUUUUUUAAUUUCUCUAUCAUAUUUUUCAUUAUUGAAUUGGCUUAUAAAUAUUAUGAUGUUAUUUAAUUACUUUUUUUUGUUUUUUUUUGUUAUACAUGCCGGUAAAGUGCUUGCAGAGUUACCACCCGGAGUGACACCAUGCUCACCAUCGGAAUCACCGGAUGCGUAUGAUAGCUGUGUCCUUCAACAAUUAAUGAUUCUUACACCACAGCUAGUUAAAGGAAUACCUUCAUUAAAAUUACCACCUCUGGAUCCACUAUCUUUACCAUCGCUAAUCGUUGACCGCAAUCUCGACGCCAUUAGAGUCAAAGCUAAUUUAUCGAGUGUAAGAGUCUAUGGUGCCAGUAAUUAUGAGAUCGACGAACUCAGAGCGAAGCCCAAUGACUUGUCGGUGUUUUUGAGACUUCGUAUUCCUUAUAUUCACGUUAAAGGAAAUUAUGAAGUCAAGGGUAAUCUUUUAUUAAUAUCACUCAAUGGCAAUGGAGCUUUUAAAGGCAAUUUUACAAACACCCAAGUUCGCGUAAGCGCUCAAGGUAAAGAAGUUGUCGAUAAAAAUCAAGUAAAAAGAAUCGAGCUCAGUAAACUAUCAACAAAAUUACGAAUUGGUGGUGGAAAUAUAAAAUUAAAAACACCACCUACUCAAGUUCGCGCAGCGGACGCCGCAACAUCAUUCUUUAAUUCAAAUCCAAGACUUGUAUUGGACAUAAUAAAUCCAAUUAUCGAAGAAACAGCAGCCUCUAUUGGUAAAGCAUUAGCUGCAAGAGCACUUGGUGCUUUGACCAAGGAUGAAAUUUUACCGUGA
Messenger RNA from Cotesia congregata, 908 nucleotides. The record is from the annotation of a GenBank genome assembly. Lineage: Eukaryota; Metazoa; Arthropoda; Insecta; Hymenoptera; Braconidae.